AUGGCUGCAGACCGCCAGAUUAUCCACGAGACCCCUCUAUUUUCCUGCGACAAACCUCGUCGGUUGUGGGGAGCUCAUCAAAGCAUUGCCCUUGCAUGGACUACGUUGAACGGACAAACUCGUGACGAGCUUCAAGCGGCAUUUGCUGGCCUGCUCGGGCUGAGCACUCGGGCAGGCUUGUCAAAGACUCAGCGCCAACAGCUGGAGGGGUUUGUCAAGGAAUAUGCCUCCGCAGACAUGGGCGGGAGGAGAGUCCAUAUCCACAGAAUCGCAUCACACAUCAACCAUGCUUGUGGUAGAUGCGCCAAUGCAAAGGCUUCGAUCGACUCUGCUGACCCGAACUCCAUCUCCGUCACGCUUCUCAGGCCUGUCAGUGCGGGCGAGCAGAUCCUCAUCAAGUACAAGAAACCGAACGCUCACUGUUUUAACAACCCCAAGAGACUCCCACACAAGAACAGCAGCAACCCCCAGCUAACCAGCAACAACCUCCUGAAUACGGGGAUGCCUCACAAGGUCAAGGCGAGGAUGCCUCACAAGACCAAGGCCAGGAUGCCUCACAAGUCCAACAACAACCCCGGACGAGGGGCCAGCGCUUCAGACAGAGAGCCCGCAGUUGGUGGUCCCGUCGGUCUCGGCGAGGUUGCGAAUUGGGGUCUCUGA
Messenger RNA from Fusarium vanettenii 77-13-4, 660 nucleotides. RefSeq lists its product as uncharacterized. The transcript has 3 exons. NCBI's taxonomy places the organism in Eukaryota, Fungi, Ascomycota, Sordariomycetes, Hypocreales, Nectriaceae. Bases 1 to 660 code for a protein of 219 amino acids. The record is from RefSeq and is a predicted model, not a curated record. Gene Ontology annotation, molecular function: protein binding.